CGACAUGGCAGCCGCCGGCCUGGGAAGAGGGUGUUUGACACUGCCGGCGGCAGCCCUCGCCAAGUCACCGUCACUUUCGCCACAGCCGCCAGCAGCUCCCAUCCGAGGGAAGCCUAAGAAGUGUGUAAUCUAUCCGCAUCUGCCGAAGAGCUCCCGCCUAUCUCGUUCCGUUCUGCGCUGGCUCCAGAGCCUGGAUCUCAGCUUCUUCCCCAGGAACGUCAGCAGGGAUUUUUCAAAUGGCUUCUUGAUCGCAGAAAUAUUUUGUAUAUAUUACCCCUGGGACCUUAAAUUAUCAUCCUUUGAAAAUGGAACUUCUAUAAAAGUCAAAUUGGAUAACUGGGCACAGUUGGAGAAGUUCCUGGCAAGAAAAAACCUUAAAUUACCUAAAGAACUAAUUCACGGAACAAUUCACUGUAAAGCCGGAGUACCUGAGAUACUGAUAGAAGAGGUUUACACUUUAUUAACACAUCGAGAAGUUAAAAGCAUCCAGGAUGACUUCGUGAAUUUCACAGACUAUAGUUACCAGAUGCGUUUACCCCUGGUUCCCAGGUCUACAGCUUCAAAGUCUAUUAAAGAUAAUAUUAGGUUAUCAGAAUUAUUAAGCAAUCCCAACUUGCUCAACAAUGAACUUAAAGUAGAGUUCCUCUUCCUUUUACACAUGUUGCAAAGAAAAUUAACCAGAAAAUUGAAUCCAAAAUGGUUUGACGUCAAACCAACAGUGGGAGAAAUCACUCUUGAUCGUCUUCCUGCCCAAGCUUGUGGGUGCAGAUAUAAACCAAGGGUUUCAAGGGAAAGAGUCGCUCCUGUUUUAUGUAAUAGAGGUAAUGGUGGCAAUUCACAUAGAGAAAUUCAUGUGAAGCAAGCUGCAAAACAAUCCUCUGAUUCUGUUAUAAAAUCUACUAGAAACACGGAAAAGAAACUUUGAAAAGCACCUGUCAAAUGGCUUUGAAGGAGUGAUGCCAUCAUCUCUCUCUAUACUAACAGGAUGUAAUCACCUAGUCUUGGAUGUAUUUCAAUAACAAAUAAAUUAAAGUGGUGUCUUAUACAUAAUUGGGCUAAAGAACAUCUCUUUUCAAUUCAACAACCAUUUAGUAAACACUAUUUAUUAAAACCAGGUUCUGUUGAAAAUACAAAAUGAAAUAAAUAGUACAUAAUGAGCAAAAAUGAUUUUAAAGGUACAGUUAUACAUAAUGAUAUACACCAUAUCUGAAAAUACACAUAUUUGAAAAAAUAGUGAAUCUACUUUGUAAUAGGUUUCCUCAUUAGAAAUUAAUUGCCUGAUAUUAUAUAUUUACACAACUCAUUCAUUAAUAAAAAUUUAUUCUGAAUACUUAUUAUUAUACAUUGGUCCACAGAAAAUCUUGCUCAUCUCCAUGAACAGCCUUAAUUUAAACCAUUUAAGAAAAAAUAGGUAUCCUUUCUGUUGAUAAAGAGUGUGGAGGGAAAAAAAACAUUGCUUUCCUUGGAAUUUGGUUCUGGUGUUUAGCAAUCCAUUUAGUCCAAUUAAAAAAUUCCUACUGAUUGUUGCCAUGUCUAUAUUUUUUACAGAAACAGAUUAAUAUCUAGAAAGACUAUCUUGCAUAUAUUCUUGGUAAUUUUAUAUUCAUUUGUGGAAAACUUUUUUCAACUGGAAUUAUUCAUGUUUUAAUACUAUUUUAUUCAACCUCCAAGAUGAAUAUUACGGAUGCUGAAUCCCACAACAUGCACAUCAAUUUCCAGCUAAACUUAACAGUCUUACUUAUCAGUUUUUCUGCAUUUUUGAAGGUUCAAAUAAAUUAUUAGCAUUAAUACCUCCAGAGACUUUCUAAUUAAGUUUUAUAUUUUUGGAAAGAUAAUAUCUAAUAAAAGAACUUAAGCAGAGCCCUGAUGAUAUAGAUAACUUCUUGGGAAUGUGUUCAGAAUCCAAUUUUACCUGAGGUAAGAGAUCUAGUUCAAAUGCAUAUUUUAACAAGCUGCAGGUAAUUUACCUGUUGUCUUGCAUUUGAGUAGAACAAUCUAAAGUAUAAAAUUAUGAGAAUAAUUUUUUAACCUGUAAAAUGUAGUUCCUUAGGAAAGGGUUUUAGAAACAAGUCUCUGAAGCUCAGCUGUGGAAGAGAUCCAGAGAAGAGGAUUAGCUUUGGGUGAACAGUCAAAUAGUAAGUUUCUCUUGGUUUGGUGUUCAAUUUCCUGCAAUAGCUAAUCAGUCCACUCAUGGCCUGACCAUGGUAAGUUCCCAAGACUCCUGUGGAAUCUAUGGUCUGUAGGCUUCAUUUAUAAGUAAAUUAAGAUAGCAAGGAGGGUUCAAAGUGGGUAACCUCAAGAGCUUCUUGAGGAUGAGUUCUGUCACCAGAAGACAACUCUACAGGCAUAUUUUAGGAAGACCAUUUACUUCAUAAAGGAUCUUUGAUGGAAGGAAGCAGUGAACUUUUCAAGGAGCUAUAACAGCCCCCAUAGGAACAGAUCAAUCAAUUUGCAGAAUGCUUAUCAUGGGAAUAGAAGCUACUGUGAAAUGCUGUUUGUACUGGUAUUAAUUAGUAAGUGCUUUUCCCUUUUUAUACAAAUUUUGGGGUACAUUGUAGUCAGUGUUUCUUACAGGUGGAGAACUGGCCUCUGGAAUAAUCCUAUGAAGUGAUUUUCCUAGGUUUCUGACCGAGGUAACAACUCAGAUGGACAGCUUAGUCCUUUAUACCUCUGAUGACUCUGAUCUAGCACUUAUGAAGAAACAGUAUCUCUCAAGGGUGGGUUUAGGGACAAGACUUCCGCUCAUCUUAGCAGUUAAUUAUGUCUCAUCAGGCAUUAAUAGAAGUAUUCAUUAAAAUUUAAGGGACCUAAAAUACAUAUAUACAUAUAGAUCUAAAUAAUGAUAUGCCAUAAUAUAGUACAGUUAUAUGGUAUUUAAAUUGAGCAUAAAAGUACAUAUUUCAAUUAUUUAGGUACAAUUGUCUCAAAGAUUUGGUACAAUAAGCAUUUAUUAAGAGUAGAUUAUAAAGAUAUCUUCUGUAUUACUGGUACACUAAAUAUAAAACACUAAAUCUUACAAAUAAUUUGUGAGGCUUUCACUAUAUUUAUAAUGCCUUUUGACUUAAAAGCAGAAAAGUGUAAAUUUUCUUGUUAGAAGGACAAUAAAAUCCGCUCUAUUGCAACCACGUUUCUGAAAACAUUUGAUUGAUUUCAUAGAAUUAUAUGUAUAUAUCCCAUUUAUUUGAUUAAUAUAAAAAUCACAUAUUUUCACAAAAUGUAACUCAUUUUGAUUUGUAAUUUUGUUAACCAUGUAGUAACUUUUAUAGGUAAAAUAUUUUUACAAUUCUUAAAAAAUCAUUGUCUAAUGAGACUCUCUUCCUACAUAAAGGCAUAUUUAAACCUGCAAAAUAAUUUGUCCACUUACUGGUAAUAUGGACAUCUUCAAAUAAUAAAAUAAAUUCAUAUUGUUUCUUUGGGUUUUUAUGCAUAUGAAAUCUAACAAUGAAAAAUACUUUUAUAAAUUUAAAAAAAAAUUCUUUUUCAUAUUAAGGCACAAUGUAUACAGAUUGACAUAGUUAAAUGAUAUAUACUUAUAAUUCUAUGAAGAAUAGUUAUAAUAUUAUAGAACAUUGUAGAAGUCAAAGAAUAAUAGUAGUUGAAUCAAUCCAAUUUAGAUUUUAGUCAGAAAUUAGGUUACUCUUUUGUUAUACUCAUGUGUUAAGAGUUAUAUGAAUUUUUCUUCAUACUAAACUUAUGAAUAUUUUAUAAUAUUAUUUUCCUGCAUUCAUUAAAAAUGCAGAGGGUAAUGAUUUUUUUAUAUACGUAUAACUAAAACUUAAUGAUGUCCUUUGAAGUACUUAAAGCACAACAAAGAUAGGCUUAUUAACCUAUUUUAAAACAAAAUUAAAAGAAUGGCAGUGUAAUUUAGACUCUCAUUUUUACGUCAGGGGAUUUUAGUAUAUAAGU
Galeopterus variegatus (Sunda flying lemur) is the source of this 3906-nucleotide messenger RNA. RefSeq names its product spermatogenesis associated 4 (gene SPATA4). The record is from RefSeq and is a predicted model, not a curated record. Gene Ontology annotation, cellular component: axoneme. Bases 5 to 925 code for a protein of 306 amino acids. Gene Ontology annotation, molecular function: microtubule binding. NCBI's taxonomy places the organism in Eukaryota, Metazoa, Chordata, Mammalia, Dermoptera, Cynocephalidae. Gene Ontology annotation, biological process: negative regulation of execution phase of apoptosis; regulation of cytoskeleton organization. The transcript is spliced from 7 exons.